AUGGAAAUGUUGAAUAGAGCGUUAGAAAUACUGAAUAGUCAAAAGUGUGAAUUUCUCGUUUUAAUCAAAGAGGAUCAAACACUGGUGGAUAGCUCUUCCCUUAAGUUUACCAAAGGUUUCAUAAGUUCAACCUUGGAGACACAUUUCAGCUAUUUAACAAGUAGCUUAAUUAACAGAGACAACUUGAAAACAAUCGAGAGAAACCCAACGUACUCAUCUUCUAUAUUACAAAAUACAAUAUUAGAUCUAUCAAAGAAAGAUAUAUUGAUUAAUUAUCUCUCUAACGCAUUUAAGUUCCUGAGGCAGGUCCCUUGCAAAUCAAUUGUGAAAUUGUGGAUCAAAUUUAUCGAACCUAAAAAGAAAACUAAAUACCCAUACAUAGGAGGCGAUGUUACGAAGCCAAGUUGGUGGCCAUAUAAGGUAGAGCACAAAGAACCAGAUCAUUUACAAAAGCCUGACAGGUUGGAAUUAAUGUGUUACAUCAUUGUAACAGUUUUACCAAAUAUAAACGACCUUGAGCUCAUUGACGAUUUGAAAAAGGCAACAAUGGCUUUACCAUUGUUCGAAAAGGAUGCCAUUAGAAGGGAGGUAUUGUUGAAUAUCUUCAAAAUAUCUGGGGCGCUAUGUAAAGAUACUCCAAACGACAUAUCAGUCCUGGAUCUCUCAGCAUUACAUAAAAAACCUUCGCCAUCGAGAAAUCUCCAACAAUACUGUUACAAAAACAAAGAACAAAGUAAUGGUGCGCUUUUAAAACUGAAAUGCAAAGAAAAAGUAGUGGAAAAUCCUCCCUUAUCAGUAUGUGAUCCUCAUCUUCGAUAUAGCGAGUCAGUUGGAUUUAAUUCCGAUGUUUAUACUAGUAACGUUGACGGCUCAUCGGUACUUUUGGAACUGUUAAAAGAUCCACAAAUUGACUAUCUGCCGUAUACAAAAGAAAGCGAAAGUGAGUCACACUCUUCCUUUAUAGACGCCUAUAGACUCUCGGAAUAA
Kazachstania africana CBS 2517 is the source of this 987-nucleotide messenger RNA. RefSeq lists its product as uncharacterized. Bases 1 to 987 code for a protein of 328 amino acids. The record is from RefSeq and is a predicted model, not a curated record. NCBI's taxonomy places the organism in Eukaryota, Fungi, Ascomycota, Saccharomycetes, Saccharomycetales, Saccharomycetaceae. The transcript has a single exon.